Aspergillus fischeri NRRL 181 is the source of this 975-nucleotide messenger RNA. RefSeq names its product mitochondrial fission process 1 family protein. Gene Ontology annotation, cellular component: mitochondrion. The record is from RefSeq and is a predicted model, not a curated record. Gene Ontology annotation, biological process: mitochondrial fission. The transcript has 2 exons. Bases 1 to 975 code for a protein of 324 amino acids. NCBI's taxonomy places the organism in Eukaryota, Fungi, Ascomycota, Eurotiomycetes, Eurotiales, Aspergillaceae.
AUGACAACCCCAUCAUCUAACAUGGACAGCUCCGUCGACUCGACCGACACCCCCUACCGCUACGCCGGUUACGUCAACCGCAUUCGUACCAUCCUGCUCUCCGCCCACCGCUACGUCGCCUACACCUCCGACAUAGGCGAGUCCUUCCGCCCCGUCGCACACCCCUACCUCGUGCGCACCGCCUACGGCAUCUCCUGGACCUAUCUGCUCGGCGAUGUCGCCCACGAAGGCUACAAAGCCUACCUGCGCAACCGGCACGUCCUCGCCCCACCCGGCGAGGCCUACAAGGACGCCAAAAACCUCUCGGCCAACGAGGUCGUCAUGGGCAUGGCAACAGGCGACAUGGGCAGUCCCAGCGCCGGCACCGGUGCCGAGCUCGCCCCCUGGCCGACAACCCGCAUCCCCCUCAUCGAGGACUACCGCAUGGUAAUGGUCAAGCGGGCCGUGUUCCAGAGCAUCGCGAGCAUGGGGCUGCCGGCGUUCACGAUCCACUCGGUGGUGAAGUACUCCGGGCAAAUGAUGAAGAACAACAAGAACGUCUUUAUGCGAACAUGGACGCCUAUCGGUCUCGGCCUUGCAGUCGUCCCCUUCCUCCCAUACAUCUUCGACGAACCCGUCGGCGAAGCAGUAGAAUGGUCCUUCCGGACCGCUCUCCGCGCCUACGCAGGCGAGGACGCCGUCCGGCCCCUCCCCGCCCUGGCCUCGGCCUCAGCCGCUCACCCCUCAGACACAGGCGCAGAUGCACCCUCCCUAUCGCACUACCUGAAGACCCAAGCGGAGAAGAACUCAUCCGCGGCGCUCGGAGCCGACGGUUCGGUCGCAGCGAGCGCGAAUCUCUCCUGGGAGGAAUACAAGGCCGAGCGGCAGAAGGCGAAGGAGGAGCGCAGGCGGGAGCGCGAGGCCAAGGGCCGGACGGGACCGCUCGCUUGGUUGGGGUUCGGGUCGGACUCGGACUCGAAAAGUAAAACCGAGUAA